This is a messenger RNA of Linum trigynum, 1373 nucleotides long. The record is from the annotation of a GenBank genome assembly. Lineage: Eukaryota; Viridiplantae; Streptophyta; Magnoliopsida; Malpighiales; Linaceae.
CUUGAGAAGGUUCUUACCAUGCAUACUACUCAUCGAUUAUUUUGCCCUUUGGGAUCGAAACAACCUAUUAAGGGUUGUCGCCUACAUAACCUACCUCCCAGACUAAGGGAAGAAGGUCUCAGAUCACUGUAGUUCGAGCCCUUUUGUUAAAGCAGUUCCUGUACUUUGAAUGAAUUCAAGCUAGUAAAGUAGUCUGCUUGAAGGGGGCCCUCCUCACCUCUCCCCUUCCCCCUAUCAUUGAAGCAAGCCAAAAACUAACCAUGAUACAAGGGCCUGCCUCUCAGUACGUGAAAACGGAACUUCACUUCUACCUGGCUAAGGGAAGGAAGAAAGGAGGCACGUAUCGAAGGAGAAGAGGAAGGGUCCCACAAGCGAUACUUCCUGAUACUGUAUUUGAAGCAGUUGUUCGAAUUCCUUAUGAUAUGCAAGUGAAACAAGUUCUUGCUAAUGGUAAAAAGGGAGCUUUGAAUGUAGGGGCUGUUCCCGGAAAGGCAUACCUCAAGGAGCACCAAUCUCCCCCGGCAAACAUCUAUCUGGCCUUUGGAAUGAAGAUGGAUGAGCAGGCACUUGAGCCUGGAACUGAUGAAAUUCGGGGAAAACAUGUAACCGGUCACUAUACUGGGGAGGCGAGACAUGACCGCGACUUAAGAUUAAAGUACCGUUGAAAAGUCUAAAGGAACGGGGGGAAUGACUACCUGUAAUCUUGUUCUAAUUAAAAUGCGAGCAACUUCGCACCUUCUCCCUACGGUCGAACAUAUUCUAAACCUUCGGGCAGAGGUAGUACUUCGAAUGGCGAAGAGAGGCGGGGCUCGGCAGGGAAAGACUGGGAAAUCGUCAAGGAUGCCUUCUUAGUUUUGUUGGCGAAACGAAGGGCGCCGCAGGCGCUUCGUUCCUCUCCCUAUCGGUCGAGUGACUUCGUUCCUCUCCCUGGAUGACAAGUUAAAGAAAUUGGGAGGACAUAUGCAAUGAGUUCAACAAUAAGGAUAGUUACAACAUCGAGGUAGAUGUAACCAAGCGUGACUUAGAAAGCACAACCCGAAAUGGAUAAUAAAACUGCUAAGGAAGUUUACCUACCUCAGAAUUUGAUUUUCUUUAUAAUCGAAUGUAUCACUACCACAAGGAUGGAGCACUCGAAGUUAAAGAAGCGGAACGACUUGGCAGACUCCUUCAUGAAAGAAUACAAGUCUAACCAGGACAUGGUGCCCACCAGGUCUCAACUUGAGAGUAUGGAGAUGAAGAGAAACGAGACCUUAACGGGGGUAUGCCCAAAGGUUCAUCGAUAGCAUAUCGAUGAGAGAGCCCGGCUUUGGGGAUCCUAAUUUCCGGGGUGGUAUCUGUAAUGGGUUAAGCUGUAAUAAGCACGUACCUUUAAU